Molecule: messenger RNA, 4308 nt
Organism: Cadophora gregata
Lineage: Eukaryota; Fungi; Ascomycota; Leotiomycetes; Helotiales; Ploettnerulaceae
Exons: 1
Coding region: 1-4308 (1435 amino acids)
Biological process (GO): regulation of DNA-templated transcription
Source: RefSeq, a predicted model, not a curated record
AUGGACGAAGGAAUGGUAUCCUCUCCGGACCCUCUCAAUGACUCUGCCACCUACCAAUCUCCUGCGAAACCUCGUCGUUCGUCGCGUGCCAGACGUAGCUUACCCCUCCAAGGAAGCUCUCCGAAGAAGCAGACCUUUGAGUUGGAUGUUGGGAACAGCAUAUCACCACAAAAAAUUCGAGUAACAGUGGAGGCUGGAUCCUCGGACGCGGAAAAUGCAUAUCCAGAACUUAAUGGCCCAUCCGCGUCGCCAACGCGAGUGCCAAGGAACAGAAGGAGAGAGAGAACAACUACAACUACGAUUCCGGUGAAGGGUCUUGAGGACUCCGAGGACGAAGCUCCCCAGGCGGUUACUCCGAAGCGUGGCAGAGGUCGGCCAAGGAAGUCAAUUGGAACUCCUGUCCCCACGAAGAAGCCUGGGCGUGCAAGCACACCAACUCAGAAGCAUAGGAGGAGGUCAAUCGGAUCUCUGGUAGAUGGCGAUGAUGAUGAGGAUGUGAAUUUCCAGAUUGGCAAAGGAGUGGAAAUUGGAAGAGGGAAGGGCAGGUCAAAGUCCAGGUCCAGAUCAACAAAGGGAGUUAGGAACUCUACACCAGCGUCCAAAGAUGCGGCAGCCGCGGCGAAACCUGCGUCGAGCGCAGUGAGUAAGAAGGGUAGAGGCCGCCGCAAAUCUUUAGCACCUGAAGAGAUUGAGGUGCUGGAGGAUGAAAGCUGCCAGGGCAAUACGAACGACCAGGAGCAAGACUUUGGAAAUUACGACAAUGAUGGAGCGUUGGAGGCUAUCGACGUCAAUACACAGAAUCAGCCCUCGCCCUACUCUACAAUUCGAUCCACUACAACUGUUGGAGGGGCUGAAACGGAUAUUGUUAUUGCACGAUUUGAUCCAGGUAAUGAGACGCCACGGAAGCCUGGUUGGUCAAGUCCACAUGUGAUCGAAGCACCACAGCCGUCUAGCUCUAGGCGUCGGGUUAAUAGCUAUCCGUCACCAUCCAUAUCACCUGAAAAGUCAACUUUCGGCCAAUACGAAGAGGAGAGUGUAGCAAGGGUUCUUGUCACGGAGUCGGAAGGACGAAGAUCUCCAGAGUCAGCCCAUGACGGUUACGACGAUGACCAUUACAAUGAAGAAGAUGGAGAUGUCGUUGAACAGUACCGAGACUUUGACACGAUACUGGAGAGUGAAGGCUUCAGUAUGAUCUCUGUCGACUCAGUUCCCUCACUUCGAGAGCAUUUUAGCAGCCCUGCAAAUCAACCAGAGAAGCAACAGCCCACCCAAGCCAGAAAUAAGUCACUUCUCACAGUCCGAGAAGAUGCUGCUUAUGAUGAUUCCUUCUCGGCUAUUCCAGAGGAAGUCCUUGAAGCUGCUACUCCUGCCCGAAAGCCACAGAACCCCAGGCUCUUAUCAGUUCAGUCAGCCCGAGUAGACGACUCUUUUUCAAGUAUACCGCCGGAAAUACUCCAGGCUGCUACACCUGCCCGGAAAUCUCAGGUGUCUAAGCUUAUUUCUCAAAACACUCCCGUGAACGAUUCCUUCUCGAGCGUUGCACCGGAAAUCCUCGAGGCAGCAACGCCACACUCCAAAGCGCCAAAUAAGAGGCUGUCAGCAGCAAAUCUAGGAGUGAACGACCAGUACGAGGACUCAUUCUCGGCCAUACCUACAGAUGUUCUAGACGCAGCUACUCCAGCAGCAGCCCGUCAUGGCGCGCGUCCGCCAUCCGAAGGACAGAGCGUUCUUGUUCCCCGAGCGAGCAUACCACCUUCCCAUGGCCAGGAAGCAACUGCAGCACCACCGCGUCUCUUGACUCCUGACGAGACUCCAUCUCCACCUGCUGAAGGAUCUGAUGGUCAGCGCCCAAGCUCGAAUGGCAAUACUUCUGCACAAGAUUCACGCCAAGAUAUCUCAAUAGCACAUUCUCAUCUGCCAUCUUCUCCACCGUCGAUAGCACCGCGAAGAUAUACCUACACUGCGCAUCUUCGUCAGAAUCGCCAAUUUAAUCCUAAUAUGACACAAACACCGUCAAUUGUCUUCUCAUCUCCGACACUCCCUCCGCCAAUUCAAAUAAACCGUGGGAUUCCAGUACUUGCGCCACCAUCAGAGCAGGCUGAACGUCCAGCUCUGUCCCCAAUUGUCCGUGCUGGGCGUAUGCUCCAAGAUAUCCUUGUUCCGUCAUCUCCUCGAAGCAGAUCUCAAAGCCUGGGCAGUCCAUUCAAAAGCCCAGCUGCAGAUAGAAGAUCUUCUUCGAUCAUUGUACAGGACUCAUAUCCUUCACCUGUAUACGAGCGACUUGCUGGCCCAUUACCGAGAUCCGAUCUCAGUGGUCGCUUUGAUGAAGGAAGCUCGUCUCAGCGCCAAUCCAGGCCAUCUCAGCAAGAUGACCCUUUCAGGAAUAGCGCCACAUCACAACAAAGAUCGCCAUCGCCGGAAGAGAAACAGCAGUACACCCUCGAACUUCCUCAAUCAAGACAUCAUUCUGACCCUCGCCUUCGAAUCAGUAGACCUGAACCCGAAACCAUUCGUAGUGAUGACGCUAUGAGCUGGCAGGCUGAAGAGGAAGUCCCUCUUCCUGGCAGUAGCAUAUCGUUACGGAACAACAUCGAUUUAUCUAAUAAUUCACGAAGCUCAGCGGCUGUAGAGACGUCUCUUGAGGAUCGAUGGGCAGCUGAGCGUGCCGCUGUUGUCCAGCAAGCUGCGAAUGCCAAUUCAAGCAAAGUCAUUGUGGUUGACUCUGAUGACGAGCAGUCUAAAGACGGUCAAGACGAAGACGAAGAUUUUGGACUACUCUUAGAGACUUUGAACUCUUCUUCACCCGUCGUAGAGCGUCGAGACGAUCCAAAGGAAGUUUUGGAACGACCCAGAAGAAGCAAGAUACCUAGCCCAUGGAGAAAGAACAGCAAGCGACUGGUCUAUAGCGAUGAGCUUUCGCGUAUGUCAUCUUCUCCUCCCGAAUCGAAGGCUCCAGUUGCCAAAUUAUUUGGAAACUCUUUUGCAUCGGAGCCAGUCACCGUUCGUCGAAUUGUGCCCCAAGAGCCCGGUGACGACACUGACUUGGAUCUGUCACAACACCAAAUUCCGCAGAAGGCCAACUUCAAUCCUCGUCCUCGCGAAUCUGGAAAUCUUGAUCUAUCAGCUCUGCUAGGAAGCUCACCGCCGAAAGGGUUUCCCGCAGUCUCAACUAGGUCACAUAAACCCUCCUUCCAAAGGCAACCACAAUCGAGCGAGGAUUCUUCACGAGAACUGCCGAAAGAGCAACCUAAGAUGACGCCGGACGAGCGCAUAGCAACGGAGCAAGUCUCAGCCGAGUUUCUUCCAAUACCGCAAAAAACAGGAUUUAAUCCUCGACCUCGAGCAUUUCCAGGAGAAGAUCCUAAGAAAGAGAUGCCCAAGACGAACGAGGCCAGACCACGAGAACAAAACUCUGGCGAUUUCAAUCCAAUACCUCAGAAAAUGGGAUUCAAUCCUCGCCGUCGGGUCUCCUCAGCUGUCAAACCAUCAACGGAUGUUCCUGCUCUAUUCGCUGGCUCAGCGAGACCGAACCAGACCACUAGUUCAGACGAUUCAGUGUUGUCAUCUCCUGUCCCUACGCCACUCGCUGCAUCAUUACCCAACCGAGCAAAUACCUUUCAAGGGAACCGAGAUUCCUCCAAUGAAGUGUCGCCAGACUGUAGCAUUAACUCCAAUUCCUCUAAUCCAGACAAGGAAAACCAAGCCAUUAACAAAUCAAGGACUCUCAAAUGGACUGAGUCCCUGAGCCUGGACACGACAACUAACGUUGUUCUGCAAACCCCUCUCCCACCUCUCACCUCACCAACAAAGUCCUGCCUCCGCUCUCCACUCAAAACACCCUCUGCCGGACCAAGCUUUGGUUCAGCAACCGCGAAUCUCAGUCCUAGUAAAGGCGUAACAUGGGUUUCCUCAUCCCCAACGCCUGAGUCACCAAUGGAAGAACCUCUGUCAGCAUCAACCUGGUCGAAAGACCACUGGCGUCUUCUCGACACCAUUGUUCAAAGCUGGAAACCAGAGAACAACGUCUCGCCGUUUUCCAGCGAUGACAAGGAGAGCAGCGCUCUCAGGAGAAGGAACUCAACUCGUGUGAUCAGCAGACUGCUAGGCAAGAAUGUGUUCAGCGGUGAUCAGAAGAUGAAGUUGGAGCAGUGGCAUUUGGAAGCUGUGGAUGAGUUCAGGGGCUGUGUACCUGGUUGGCAGGAGAAGGUUAUUGCGAUGAGGCUUUUUGCCUUGUUGGUUGGGGAAGAACGCAGGGCAAAGGGGCUGGUUGGUGGGGGGAGAGCGGGGAAUUAUGAUCAUCUGAAUUAA